AGGGGCUGCGAGGAACGUCAGUGGUGCGCCGAGCUGUUGUUUAGCCCAGGGGUUAAAGGGUUAAGCCUGCCCCUGCUGCGAUCCCAGUGCCAGCUCUCUGCAGGCUGCCAAAGUAAUGUGAUUGAGCAAUGGUUUGCGGGUAAUGGACGAUCCCUCAAGCCACACGUCCGGACUCUCCAUCUCCCUAGGAAUGCACACACCCAACCUGUGAGUCUCUCUAGCCUGCAAGGGACCAGCGGCUCUCAGAGAGCUCAGAGACAGACAGGAGGUCCCUGAAGAGCUCCAGAACCAGAGGUACGGAGGCCAGGAAGGUGAGAAAAGCAGAAAGAUUUAGGGAGAUAAGGGCUCAAAGGUCACCCUUCACCCCAAUUUCGCUCAAGUUCUCUUUCUCCAAAAUGGCUGACAAUGCCACCUCACAAGAAAGCCUUUAUGGAGACUAUGAGGACUAUCCUGACUUUGACGACAACAGCGGACUCCGCGACUCCAUGCAUCUGCUCUCCAUGGUGCUCUACAGCGUGGCCUUCCUGUUGGGGGUGAUAGGGAAUGGCCUGGUUAUCUUCGUCACUGGCUUCCGCAUGAAGAGGACUGUCAACACUGUCUGGUUCCUCAACUUGGCCUUAGCUGACUUUGUCUUCACUUUCUUCCUCCCGCUGAGUGUGGCCUACAUGGCCCUCGGCUUCCAUUGGCCCUUCGGGAAGGCUCUGUGCAAGCUCAACACCACUGUGGCCUUCCUCAACAUGUUUGCCAGUGUCUUCCUACUCACUGUCAUCAGCAUGGACCGCUGCGUCUCUGUGGCUUGUCCUGUCUGGGCCCAGAACUACCGCACGCCCUGGCUGGCUUCUAUGGUGGCGCUGGGCAUCUGGUUAGCAGCCAUGGCUCUCAGCUCCCCAUACUUUUUCUUCCGGGAUACUGGGAGCUCCUCCGGCGAGGAGAAUACCACCCACUGCUACAACAACUUUGCCUUGUCAGAUGACCUGGACACAGAGGAGGUUGCCAAGCUGGGAGAGGAUCGUCACCGAGCCAUGGUGAUGACCCGCUUUGUGGCUGGGUUCUUGGUGCCGUUCACCAUCAUCUUGUUCUGUUAUGGCAUCAUCACGGCCAGGCUGAAGGGCAGCCGCCUCACACGCUCAGGCAGACCCUUCAAGAUCAUGGUGGCAGUUGUCUUGGCCUUCUUCAUUUGCUGGUUCCCCUAUCAUGUCUUCUCCUUCCUGGAGAUGUCGGUCACCACGGUAACGCCCUGGCUGCAGACCAUUCUGGUGGUGGGGGUACCUUUGGCCUCGGGCCUGGCCUACGUCAACAGCUGCCUGAACCCAUUCCUGUAUGUCUUCGUAGGGCACGACUUCAGGGAGAAGUUGAGGACAUCGGUCCUUGCAGCGUUUGAGAAUGCUUUCAGCGAGACCUCAGUGCAGGUGUUAACCAAGAGCAAAUCCAGUUUGGAGAUAGAGUGUCACCUUGUCUAGAGCAGAAGGGGGAAACUGUAGGCCAGGGUUUUGCAAACUUGUGUCUCCAGCUGUUGCUGGACUACAGUUCCC
Lacerta agilis (Sand lizard) is the source of this 1532-nucleotide messenger RNA. Its product is annotated as chemokine-like receptor 1. Gene Ontology annotation, molecular function: N-formyl peptide receptor activity; complement receptor activity. Lineage: Eukaryota; Metazoa; Chordata; Lepidosauria; Squamata; Lacertidae. The transcript is spliced from 2 exons. The record is from RefSeq and is a predicted model, not a curated record. The coding region runs from base 396 to 1460 and encodes 354 amino acids. Gene Ontology annotation, cellular component: plasma membrane. Gene Ontology annotation, biological process: inflammatory response; complement receptor mediated signaling pathway; phospholipase C-activating G protein-coupled receptor signaling pathway.